Molecule: messenger RNA, 1244 nt
Organism: Anguilla anguilla (European eel)
Lineage: Eukaryota; Metazoa; Chordata; Actinopteri; Anguilliformes; Anguillidae
Product: neurotrophin receptor-interacting factor 2-like
Exons: 2
Coding region: 22-576 (184 amino acids)
Molecular function (GO): zinc ion binding; nucleic acid binding
Source: RefSeq, a predicted model, not a curated record
UACGCCCAAAGGCUAACCCACAUGGCCCGGCGUUGGCUGCAACCAGAGACCCGGUCCGCCGGGGGCGUGGUGGAGCAGGUUAUACUGGAACAGUUCCUGGAAGGGUUGCCGGAGGGAACGGCCAAUUGGGUGCGCUGCCAUCGCCCGACCAACCUAGAGGGGGCGGUUACCCUGGCGGAGGACCACUUAGUGCUAUACCCCAGCGCCCAGCAGCAAGCACGGCCGGAACCGGCGCCUAGGAGGAGACCCCCUCCUCGUGCUGGCCCCUUCCCUGUCCCCCGGGCUCUGCCCCCUCCCUUGCCUCAAACUAAUCCCCCCUUUUUUCCGAUUCCCUCUCCAGGUCCAGGCUCAGUGGCGGGGGGCUCCGGCUCGCAGAGGGCGCCUCAGACGCUCGGACCGGGGUGUUGGCGGUGCGGACAGCUGGGUCACCUGCGCCGCGAUUGUCCACUUAUGGAAGUGGGGCAGGUGGUCCGGGUGGUCGGGCCGCCCACUUCCGCUCCCGAUCAGGAGGGAGCGUACUGCAUCCCGGACGCACGAACCUCAUACACCACCAUAUCGACACCCCCCCGGGAGUAACGGUACGUUCCCGCCCCUAUAGACUGCCGGAGCACAAAAAGAAAUUGGUGCAGGCAGAAAUAAAGGCCAUGCUGGAGUUGGGUGUAAUAGAGGAGUCCCACAGUGCCUGGAAUAGCCCCAUCGUGCUGGUAAGUAAGCCGGAUGGCUCUAUUCGGUUCUGUGUGGAUUAUAGGAAAGUGAAUGCUGUGUCACAUUUUGAUGCCUAUCCUAUGCCUAGGGUCGACGAACUCCUGGAUCGGCUGGGCACGGCUCGUUUUUUCUCGACACUGGAUCUGACUAAGGGCUAUUGGCAGAUUCCCUUGUCUGCAAAGUCCAAAGAGAAAUCGGCUUUCUCCGCUCCGGACGGUUUGUACCAAUUCCGAACACUUCCGUUUGGGUUAUUCGGGGCCCCAGCCACCUUCCAGCGCCUGAUGGAUCGGCUGCUGCGUCCGCAUGCUGCGUAUGCUGCUGCCUAUCUGGAUGAUGUUAUCAUCCACAGUAGCAGCUGGGCACAGCAUAUGCGGCAUGUGGGGGCGGUGCUCGAGUCCUUGAGGCAGGCGGGGCUCACGGCUAACCCAAAGAAGUGUGCGAUUGGCCGAGCGGAGGUACGGUAUUUGGGGUACCACUUGGGAAGUGGACAGGUGCGACCUCUGGUGGAUAAAACCGCGGCGAUUGCGACCUGUCCACGA